AAAACAGUUGAGUCGUAGAACUGUUGCAGAGCACAAGCUCAUGUUAAAAGAUUUUUCCUUAAUUAUAAAUAAAAUGACAUAGGGUAAUAAAAGCUAAAAAUAAAUACUUAUAUCUAAGUUACGGCAAUACAUUUCUAUCAGAAAUAGUAUUCACUGAUAUGUUACAAGGAAUUACUCAGUGUUAUGUAAAUACAAUUUUUAGACCCUACAUAAAAAAGUUAUGCUAUUGAUCUUUUCCAAUGUGAGUUCGAACAAAGAAUAUGGAAAACCCAUCAACUAACAGAUGCAAGCAUAAACUCGCUAAAAUUUUCCGUGCCCUCUACUAAGGGUGUGGUUUCUGGAGUCCGAAUUGCACCGAACGGCAGCCAUAUUGUGAAAAGUGAAAAAUGCUGGGUAGAAAGCAAAGCAUUAAGGGUGAAUCCAUCCUCGCAGAUUACGGCCCGGAAGAAUCUCUCAACGAAAGCGCCGAUAUCGAAUGGGUCAACAAGCUAUGGGUCCGACGUUUAAUGCGUUUGUGCGCAUUGGUAUCGCUUACAUCGGUAUCGAUGAACACACCGAAAACUUUCGAGCGAUACCCAUUUCUGCAGUAUUUCACGUUAUGCAGCGACACCAUCGUGACUUUGUUGUUUACGGCGGAAAUGAUUGCCAAAAUCCACAUACGUGGCCUGAUACGGGGAGAAGCUCCAUAUCUCAAGGAUCACUGGUGCCAAUUCGAUGCUUCCAUGGUAUUCUUCCUCUGGGCUUCCGUAGUGUUACACAUCUUCGAGAUGCUUGGAAUACUACCCAAGUUUCACUAUCUCACGAUCCUGCGGGCACCACGACCCCUGAUAAUGAUUCGCUUCCUUAGAGUCUUCCUCAAAUUUUCGAUGCCAAAAAGUCGGAUCAAUCAAAUAUUCAAACGAUCCAGCCAACAAAUCUACAAUGUCACGCUGUUCUUCCUGUUCUUUAUGUCCUUGUAUGGGUUGUUGGGAGUGCAAUUUUUUGGCGAAUUGAAAAACCAUUGCGUUCUCAACACAACGGAGAAAGAAGGUCUCACAGUAAACUCCCUGGCAAUACCAGAUACUUUCUGUUCAACAGAUCCCGACUCUGGAUAUCAAUGUCCAACCGGCAUGAAAUGCAUGAAAAUGGACUUUCUCUCCAAUUAUGUGCAAGGAUUCAACGGGUUUGAAGAUAUCGCCACAAGCAUAUUUACGGUUUAUCAGGCAGCAUCCCAGGAGGGAUGGGUUUUUAUUAUGUACCGUGCCAUUGACAGUCUUCCAGCUUGGCGAGCAGCGUUCUACUUCAGCACGAUGAUCUUCUUCCUGGCGUGGUUGGUGAAGAAUGUUUUCAUCGCCGUCAUCACCGAGACGUUCAAUGAAAUCCGAGUUCAAUUUCAGCAGAUGUGGGGAGUUCGUGGGCACAUUCAGAACAGCACUGCUUCACAGACCAUAACGGGAGAUGAUACUGGCUGGAAGCUUAUUACCAUUGACGACAAUAAGCAUGGUGGCUUGGCCAAUGAGACUUGCCACACUAUUUUGAAAUCUCCAUACUUCAGACUCCUGGUAAUGUCUACUAUACUGGCGAAUGGCAUUGUAACGGCAACAAUGCACUUUAAGCAUGACGGGCGACCGAGACAGGUUUUCUACGAAAAGUAUUACUACAUAGAAAUGACGUUCACUUUUCUGCUGGAUCUGGAAACUUUAUUUAAAAUAUAUUGCCUCGGUUGGAGAGGCUACUUUAAGCACUCGAUACACAAGUUUGAAUUGCUGCUAGCCAUUGGAACAAGCCUCCACAUCAUACCUGGCUUGUACCUUUCUGGAUUCACCUAUUUCCAAGUGCUUCGAGUAGUUCGACUGAUUAAAGCGUCACCUAUGUUGGAAGGAUUCGUAUAUAAGAUCUUUGGCCCAGGGAAGAAGUUAGGAUCAUUGAUCAUCUUUACCAUGUGCUUGUUGAUUAUUAGUUCAAGUAUAUCGAUGCAACUGUUCUGCUUUCUCUGUGAUUACACAAAGUUUGAAAGCUUCCCUGAUGCAUUUAUGUCUAUGUUUCAAAUCCUGACACAAGAAGCUUGGGUUGAAGUAAUGGAUGAGACUAUGAUACGAACAAGUAAGACGCUCACUCCUCUUGUUGCAGUUUACUUUAUAUUAUAUCACCUGUUCGUCACUUUGAUUGUGUUAAGUUUGUUCGUGGCGGUUAUUCUGGACAACUUGGAGUUAGACGAAGAUAUCAAAAAGUUGAAGCAGUUGAAAUUUCGCGAACAAAGCGCAGAAAUCAAGGAAACCCUACCGUUUCGCUUAAGAAUUUUUGAAAAAUUUCCAGAUUCGCCGCAGAUGACUAUCUUGCAUAAAAUUCCCAACGAUUUCACACUACCGAAGGUUCGCGAAUCAUUCAUGAAGCAAUUUGUGAUAGAUAUGGAUCCCGAAGAUCCGGCAUGUGUAGAGGGUUACAAACGACCCGUUUCCGAAUGUUGGGAAUCGAAGGUAGUGUAUCGGAAGCAGAAACCAGUAAAUGUGAUGAACAAAACGGCUAAAGUUCGAUCGGUGGGAAGCAGUUUGAGGAAAAUGGCCAUAACUCAUAUCAUCAAUGAUUCCAACAACCAGCGGUUGAUGCUAGGGGAUUCGGCCAUAAUCCCAGUAGCUGGAGCAAAAUCCGGACUAAAACCACAAGGCACUAUAACGCAACACAAACCAUGGAGAAUGGAUCAGAAGAAGUUUGGUUCGAGGUCGAUUCGCCGUAGCGUUCGAAGUGGUUCAAUAAAAUUAAAACAAACAUAUGAGCACCUGAUGGAGAAUGGAGAUAUUGGAGGUACUGGACGUGUGACAUCUUCCCGAGCUAGGCCGCAUGACUUGGAUAUCAAAAUAUUGCAAGCCAAACGGCAGCAAGCGGAGAUGCGACGAAAUCAACGAGAAGAAGAUCUGCGAGAAAAUCAUCCCUUUUUCGAUACGCCACUUUUUGCCGUGCCACGAGAGAGCAAGUUUAGAAAGAUAUGCCAACGAAUCGUACACGGCCGAUACGAUGCUAGGCUGAAGGAUCCACUGACUGGAAAUGAGAGAAAAGUGCAGUACAAAAGUAUGCACAACUUCCUCGGCCUGGUGACGUAUCUAGACUGGGUGAUGAUAUUCGUAACUACUCUGUCUUGCAUAUCAAUGAUGUUUGAAACACCACAGUACCGUGUGAUGGAACAUGUCACACUACAGAUCGCCGAAUAUAUUUUUGUUAUAUUCAUGAGCCUUGAACUCGCACUGAAAAUCCUAGCAGAUGGACUGUUCUUCACCCCCAAAGCGUACAUCAAAGACGUGGCAUCCGUGUUGGACGUGUUCAUCUACAUUGUAUCCCUUUCGUUCUUGAUAUGGAUGCCCCGACAAGUACCGAGCAGCUCGUCAGCACAGCUAUUGAUGAUCUUGCGUUGUUUGAAACCAUUGCGGAUAUUCACGUUGGUACCGCACAUGCGGAAGGUGGUGUACGAACUGUGCCGCGGCUUUAAGGAAAUUUUACUCGUAUCGACGUUACUUAUUCUGCUUAUGUUUAUCUUUGCUAGCUACGGUGUGCAGCUCUACGGAGGUCGUUUGGCACGCUGUAAUGAUCCAACGAUUAUUAAGCGAGAUGAUUGCGUUGGCGUGUUCAUGAGACGGGUGUUUGUGACAAAGAUGAAACUAACCCCAGGUGUGAACGAAUCUUAUCCAGCAAUGUUGGUACCGAGAGUUUGGGCUAAUCCCAGAAGAUUCAACUUUGACAACAUAGGAGAUGCUAUGCUAGCAUUGUUCGAAGUGCUUUCCUACAAAGGUUGGAUCGAUGUGAGGGAUGUCCUGAUUAAAGCGCUGGGUCCAGUGCACGCCAUCUACAUACACGUGUACAUUUUCUUGGGCUGUAUGAUCGGGUUGACUCUAUUUGUUGGCGUGGUUAUUGCCAACUAUUCUGAGAACAAGGGAACAGCUCUUCUAACUGUAGAUCAGCGCAGGUGGUGCGACUUGAAGAAGAGAUUGAAGAUUGCCCAGCCUCUUCAUUUGCCGCCACGCCCGGAUGGACGUAAAUUCCGUGCUUUCGUGUACGACAUAACGCAGCACAUUGCGUUCAAACGAUGCAUUGCGGUAGUAGUACUAGUGAACAGCAUGCUACUUUCGAUAACGUGGACGAAAGAUGAAAUCCACACAGAACGCCUGGUUAUUGUAAGCACAUUGCUUACAUUUGUUUUCGUGAUAGAGGUGGUCAUGAAGAAUAUUGCUUUCACUCCCCGAGGAUAUUGGCAAUCGCGACGUAAUCGAUACGAUCUAUUGGUCACUGUGGCGGGAGUAGUUUGGAUUUUCCUCCAAACAACACUGAGAAGCGACUUAUCAUAUUUCAUUGGCUUUAUGGUUGUCAUAUUGAGAUUUUUCACAAUAACUGGCAAGCAUACGACCUUGAAAAUGUUGAUGCUUACGGUCGGUGUCUCAGUGUGUAAAUCGUUUUUCAUUAUCUUUGGAAUGUUUCUGCUAGUAUUCUUCUACGCACUAGCAGGGACGAUUCUAUUCGGUACGGUAAAAUACGGCGAGGGAAUCGGGCGCCGAGCAAAUUUCGGCACACCAGUGACAGGAGUGGCCAUGCUGUUCCGUAUCGUAACCGGCGAGGACUGGAACAAAAUUAUGCAUGACUGUAUGGUUCAACCUCCUUACUGUACACCGGCUGCCAACUAUUGGGAAACAGAUUGUGGAAAUUUCACCGCCAGCCUUAUCUAUUUCUGCACCUUCUACGUAAUCAUUACAUACAUUGUACUGAAUCUACUUGUCGCUAUUAUUAUGGAGAACUUUUCAUUGUUUUACUCGAAUGAAGAGGAUGCCUUACUGUCCUACGCAGAUAUAAGGAACUUCCAAAACACAUGGAAUAUCGUGGACAUACAUCAACGAGGCGUAAUACCCGUUCGAAGAGUGAAAUUCAUCCUGCGACUAUUGAAAGGCAGACUAGAGUGCGAUCCUCAAAAGGACCGACUUCUUUUCAAGUAUAUGUGCUACGAGUUGGAUAAGUUGCAUAACGGCGAAGAUGUUACUUUCCACGACGUUAUAAAUAUGCUGUCAUACCGCUCCGUAGACAUCAGGAAAGCGCUUCAACUGGAGGAACUAUUGGCGCGUGAGGAGUUCGAAUACAUAAUAGAAGAAGAAGUAGCUAAGCAAACAAUACGAACAUGGUUGGAAGGCUGUCUGAAGAAAAUUAGAGCUAAUAAUCAGAAAGCGCAUAAUCCACUGAUUGCUGGUCUGCGAGCAACGAACGACAACCUCCAGAAGCAACAUCAGCAACAACAACAACAAAACCCUCAACAGGAUCAAGUAGAAGAGCCCGUUCUGAGCAAGGAGGUCAACCCUGAGUCUGAAUCGGCGGAACAAGCAGCAAAGGAAAUAGAGAACAACGCUAAAAAUCGGAAGAAAAAUCAAAACAAUUUGAUCCGAUCGGAUUCCACCGGAAGCACCAGCGGUCGCAAGUUCCUGGCGCCGACUCUUUCGGACCCACAAGCAAAAAAUGAGAAAGACCGAUACUUGAAGAAGAAAUCCCAGCGACAGCAGGGCUCGAAUACCAAAACCAUAACUCAGAUCAACGAGUUGAACCAUAGCCACACGUUGCACCAGCACUAUCACCAUUUAACGCAUGGAAGUGAAAUGCAGCAGAGUAACAGCAGCAAGGCAGGUCAUCCCCAUAUUAGUAUGGUCUACGAGGUACACGAUUGGUGGCAGGAGCAGGUUAUCUGUACACAUAGCGACGAUGAAGAUGUGUAGUAUUUAUAAUGGUUUAACUGAUAGUUCUAGUAACUUAAAUUUAGAGCCCACCAAGAUAUUUUCCUUGAUUGAAAUAAGCUCUAGAAAUGUUGCAAGCACAGGAUUUUAUACAAAAAUAAAGAAAGGCGAAAAUGUAGGUGCAUAGAUUGAAACUUUUUUUUUCUAUAUUUUAUAUACAAAGGUAUAACACAUUAGUAUUAUAGAAGUAUUAUUUCCUUGUUAAUUAUCAUAUUUUAUGAUAAAUUGAAACGUAUAGCGAUAGUAGGAAUACAGCAAAUUGACAUUAUACGGUUUUCUAGUGGUGA
Messenger RNA from Armigeres subalbatus, 6022 nucleotides. It is a transcript of the gene na, whose product is annotated as sodium leak channel NALCN. Gene Ontology annotation, cellular component: plasma membrane. Gene Ontology annotation, biological process: positive regulation of synaptic transmission, GABAergic; monoatomic ion transport; transmembrane transport. The record is from RefSeq and is a predicted model, not a curated record. Gene Ontology annotation, molecular function: monoatomic cation channel activity. Lineage: Eukaryota; Metazoa; Arthropoda; Insecta; Diptera; Culicidae. Bases 387 to 5717 code for a protein of 1776 amino acids. The transcript is spliced from 13 exons.